AUGAAAUACCCUGUGAUAUUUAAGUGUCUAGGACACGGCAUUGAAAGAUGGCUAGAAAUAUGCGAAAACGGGCCUGUGGGUGUCCGUUUUUCCAAGAACGUCAUUCCUUUGGCGCGCACAAGCAGCUCUAUCAUAGUAACAGACAAGCCUGUUUCUCUUGGAUAUAGGAUCAAAAUAAGCGGAAACAGUCCGCUGACCAUAGAGUCCGGCGUGCACAUAGCCGACCUAUACACUGUGAAAGACGGCAGCUACACAUACACGCCCGUGUACAACCGGCCAAUUGUGCCGGACUUCACCACUCCAUAUCUUGUGUUUGGCCUGUGCGGCGGCACGAUUGUGUGCAUUGUCAGCGCAUUUAGCAAAGUGCUGUUGGACAUCCUAUAA
This is a messenger RNA of Nematocida major, 384 nucleotides long. RefSeq lists its product as uncharacterized. The record is from RefSeq and is a predicted model, not a curated record. NCBI's taxonomy places the organism in Eukaryota, Fungi, Microsporidia. The transcript has a single exon. Bases 1 to 384 code for a protein of 127 amino acids.